This is a messenger RNA of Suillus paluster, 2385 nucleotides long. Its product is annotated as peptidase S28. Gene Ontology annotation, molecular function: serine-type exopeptidase activity; dipeptidyl-peptidase activity. Gene Ontology annotation, biological process: proteolysis. The transcript has 10 exons. The record is from RefSeq and is a predicted model, not a curated record. Lineage: Eukaryota; Fungi; Basidiomycota; Agaricomycetes; Boletales; Suillaceae. The coding region runs from base 301 to 1896 and encodes 531 amino acids.
UUCCCCAUUCAAGUUUACAACAAUUAUCGCAGCCGUGCGAGCUGUUAUUUGGAAUGUCGCCGCUGAGCAAAUGCCAGCGGUAAAUUCAUACUCCGUAACGAUCCUUUCACCAAAUUCAAGCCGGGCACAUUACGCCGUUGAGCAACCCGUAUCAUUAGUCUGCAGCUUCGUCCAAUUAAUGUAUAUCCUCAUGCCAAGCGUGUAGCACGGGUAUCAGCGACGUGUACAACUCGAUCCUAUGGCGACAUAUAAAGUCUUUCCUCCUGUUGUGUAGUCCCAUCCUUGCGAUUAAAGCUCGACAUGAUGUGGGCCAUUGCAACGCUCCUACUUGCAGGUGUCGCCCAAGCAGCUAUCCCUAAUGCCAUGCUCCGUGGCAGGCCUUCUCUCCCAAAAAUCCCAGCGCCGGAACAUCCCGUCACUUCGCCGAAUGGCACGGCGCUCCCAUCCAUUGCGACUGUCUAUUACUUCGACCAGCUCAUCGACCACAAUGAUCCAGAACUCGGAAUCUUCCAGCAGCGGUACUGGAUGGACUGGGAGUUUUAUGAGCCUGGUGGUCCCAUUAUCUUGAUGACGCCUGGAGAAGAUGCCGCAGAUAACUACAUAGGCUACGUUACCAAUGGCAGUAUCAAUGGUCUCAUUGCUCAACAACAGAAAGGUGCAGCCAUUGUCGUCGAACACCGUUUCUUUGGCGAUUCCAAUCCAUAUGACGACCUCACCUCACAAUCUCUCGCUUUCCUCACCAUUCAACAGGCCAUUGAUGAUCUGGUUUAUUUCGCUACGACCGUAGACCUUCCGAUGCCUGGGGGUGAUUGCGUGAAGCCAGGUCAGGCGCCAUGGGUGCUGAUUGGAGGAAGCUAUUCGGGAGCCCUCACCAGUUGGACGAUGGUCAACAAACCGGGAAUUUUUUGGGCUGGAUACGCGUCCUCCGCCGUUGUGGAGACAAUCACUGACUAUUAUGCCUAUUUCACUCCGAUUCGCGAUUACAUGCCACAAAAUUGUUCUUCCGAUGUAGAGGCAGUGAUUGCCCACCUAGAUUCGAUGUACGCAGUGAAUGACACCUCUGGAAUUCAGGCGCUCAAGGAAGCAUUUGGUCUUGGUGACAUUGUACACGUAGACGAUUUCGCCUAUGCACUUCAAUACAACCUGUUUGAUUGGCAAAAUCUAGAGCCUUAUGUUGGCCCAGGAGCACUGUUCUUCCAGUUCUGUGAUGCACUCGAGGUCAAGGACGGUGUCAAUGCCGGAUCUCAAGGAUGGGGACUUGAAAACGCCAUCUACUCUUGGGGUAAAUUCUGGAAUACCACAUACUACAAUCAUGUGUGUAACACCCAGGAUGCCGAGACCUGUAUUGGGACGUAUAACACGAGCCAGUCCUACUGGACUAAUGUUACCGUGAAUAACGCCAACAGGUCGUGGACCUGGAUGGUGUAUGCAUUCUCUUUCAAAUCAAUAUCUGAUCUGACAAACCUUUCCAGGUGCAACCAAGUCGGAUUCUACCAAGUUGGCCCUCCCGAAGGCCAGCCUGCGAUCGUGAGCCGCAUCCUCCAACCCAUUUACGACGAGCGCCAAUGCGUCAACAUGUUCCCUCGAGCCUUCGCCUCUCCACCUGAGCCUACUACGGCGGAGACCAACAAAAUGUACGCUGGCUGGGACGUGGAUAUCCCACGUCUCUUCUUCGCCAAUGGCUUGCGCGACCCUUGGCGCGAGGCAACUGUGUCUGCUGACGGACUGAACAAGCCUAACACUACCAGCAUGCCGAUCUACGAGUCCGAUGGAUUCCACGCGUCAGACUUGAUCGUGGAGAAUGGCAUUGACGACCCGUCGGUCGCCGCCGUGCAGGAAGCAGCAUUAAUGUACAUGAAGGAGUGGCUUGCUGAGUGGAAGCCUUCCGCCUCGUAAAUUAUCCCAUUUUUCGGGAUUUGUGGACAUGCGAGUUGUUUAUCGAUAACUUAUCGUGUUAUAUGUCUCAGACUGCAAUGGAAGGAUGGUGCUGGUUCUUUCCGACCGCUCGGGAACCGCACCCGUGGCACCCAGAGGCUUGGAUUUAUUGAUUUUCCGUGCUACAUCCUGUAGAGCUAGCGCCAGCACUUUGGAAGGGCGAAGCAGAACGUGAGUAUUCUGCACUACUCUUUUUCUGGCAGGCCCUUCACUGUCGCACUCAAUUGAGAAACAGAGUGCCGGAGGCGCUCUACUGAAAGGCAAUGUCGAAAGUCGACUCAAGUUGAAUUCCAGUGAUGUGAAGCAAUGGAUGGCAGUACGAAAAUGCAAGUGACAUGGUACAGGCUGGGCAGCUCAACGUUGACUCCAAUUGUUACGUUUCCGAGUCGAUGUCUCCUCGAUUUCGAAUUCAAUACAAAGUUGUGACCUCAAACAAGCAUUGAACUAAAU